UUCACCUGGUACAAACUACCUAAGCGACAUGGGCAUCCCGUACGGGUUCGGUUCUGCCCUCAUCGGCGGUUUGGUCUCCGCUAUACCUAUUCAUAUUUUAUGCACUACGAGGAUGGGUUAACCAUGAAGUAUCUGGUUGCUGUCAUAUGGAUUCUCGAUACCCUGCAUGCUUCCUUCGUGUGUCACAUCUUGUAUUACUACCUGAUAAUCAAUUAUGGCGUUCCGACGAGUUUAGAGUUCAUUUCCUGGUCAUUACCUGCAUCAGUUCUGGUGAACGUAUUUGUGGUUUCUGCAGUUCAGUGCUUCUUCGCACAUCAAAUAUAUUCCCUUUGUCGCCCUCAAGUGAGGUGGUUGGUGACUGCCCCAAUUACACUAUUCAUACUAGCUCAAUUUGGGUUUGGCAUGGGUUGUGCGUUUUUUCUGCCUCCAAACACUAUACUAAUCAAAAAGCAGAGACAGUUAUUCUGGAGUACUUCGACUUGUCCAACCAUGCUCACAGAUAUACUGAUCACUGUGCAUAGGUUCGUCAACCGUGGGGCCAGCAUCCUUACACAGAUCACGUUUUACGACGUGACCCCCGCUUGGGCCACCAUUGCAGUAGCCGAAGUUCUGAUUACAGGGUCACUCUGCGUACUGUUAUAUGACUAUGGCUCUGGCUCUGGGUUCCCAAGAACCAAGCGCCUCCUGAACACCCUCGUCGUCUACGCUGUUAACCGGUGUUUGCUGACUUCGCUAGUCGCCAUUGCAGACCUCGUGAUCGCAAUUGAAGUCCAAGAUCCAUGGUCAAUUGGAUUGGACUUCGUCAUUGGAAAAUUAUAUGCCAACUCACUUCUAGCAUCACUAAAUUCCCGGAAACACCUUCGAUCGCAGGACCCAGGUACUGUGUCAGAUCAACGCACCGGUAUUGUCCACUUCGCAAACCCGACAAAGCUGUCAGGGGACGCUGAAAGUUCUAAGGAUGAAACAGGGCAGCUUAACGUGUCCGAGAUGGCUGUUAUCGACAUCAUUGCCGAUCCUGCACUCGAUAGGGUUUCGGCGUUUCGAAGAGAGGAAGAGGUAUAAUUCUAGCUGUCUUACGUAAAACGGUGUAAUGAUGGUAUGAAAUGCAUAUCCCCCACCUGCAAGCCGCUCCUGAAUCCUUUUGCCUCGCGUGACGACUAUCUUCCUCGGUGGCAGUUAUCUGUAUGGAAUUGCCUAUGAAGUAACACUGCUUUCACAGCAUGGAACGCCUUGCACCCAGACGUAGAAGGCGGAAGGCGAGCGCUG
Messenger RNA from Pisolithus orientalis, 1266 nucleotides. RefSeq lists its product as uncharacterized. NCBI's taxonomy places the organism in Eukaryota, Fungi, Basidiomycota, Agaricomycetes, Boletales, Pisolithaceae. The record is from RefSeq and is a predicted model, not a curated record. Bases 100 to 1062 code for a protein of 320 amino acids. The transcript has 18 exons.